AUGGUGGAUGAGAUCUCGAAGCUUCGAUUGAUUCUCUCCGAUUUAGAUGCAUGCGAGAGUUUGGCGGUCGUGGUUAAGAGAGGAUGGAGUGGAAGAGCUCCGGUGUGGCUCGAUGAAUCGGUGGGUGGUUCUCCGAUGAUGGAAACUCCCCGAGAACCUCAUUUCUUCAAGCCUCUUCUUCCUGGUUUUCAAAGUAGCGUCGCAAUACCACUUGACUUCUACUCAAAACACAUACAAGGGGCUGAGAUCAAUAAACCAUGGAAGCUAAGAUCGGACGCUUCGGAUCAAAUUUGGGAGGUGAUCCGAGAAGGCAGGACACUCACCAAAGGUUGGAAAGAGUUCACCGAAGCACAUGAUCUUCGAAUCGGUGACAUUGUCAUCUUCAAACACGAAGGAGACAUGGUCUUUCAUGUGACUCCUUUUGGUCCUAGCUGUUGUGAGAUUCUGUGGUCCGACGCGGAUGAUGCUCCUACUUUCUCAUACGACUACUGCUUCUUGGCUGAGGUUACUCCUACAAAUCAAAAGGACGACAAAAUGUUUCUUCCUGUGGAAGCUAUGAGGUGUGGUGCUUUGAACCAACAAUGCAAAGAGGUCAAACUUGUCAACAAGGAGGGAAAGUCAUGGACUGCGCGCUUCGGAUUUAGCGAAUCAGACGGCGCAUAUUACAUCAGCAGAGGGUGGAGAAAGUUCUGUCGUGAUAACAGAUGCACCAACGGAGAUUUGUUUGUGUUCAACGUGGUUGGAGACGGGACGACAACUCCAUUACUGUGUGUAUGUCCGGAAAGGAAGGAGUGUACUGAACUACUGAUCAAGCACUUCAGCAGAAUCGAUGGUAGCAUUGCUUCUACCUCACGAAAUUAGAUGGCUCUUUUGCGGUCUUUCCUCUCUAUCAUCUUAACUUGUUUCUUUUUGUUUCAUUAGCAACUUAUCAACUUAUGUAUUUCGGUUUGUAAAACUUGAAUGGUUUUUCUAUGUGAACUUUUAUCCUAAGUUAAACAUUCUCGAACUUAA
Molecule: messenger RNA, 1011 nt
Organism: Brassica napus (rape)
Lineage: Eukaryota; Viridiplantae; Streptophyta; Magnoliopsida; Brassicales; Brassicaceae
Product: B3 domain-containing protein REM7-like
Exons: 4
Coding region: 1-861 (286 amino acids)
Molecular function (GO): DNA binding
Source: RefSeq, a predicted model, not a curated record